AUGUCAUCCUCGAUCACCAUCCCGACACGGACUGGUUAUGGGGAAAGCAGCAAGGCUGCUCCAAGCUCCAGCAGCUCCAGUUCAUUCUCAAGCCCCAGAACUCCUCAGCAACAACAACAGCAACAAACUGCAACACCGACUUCAUCUACUGCAAAAUACGGACAUGAUCGGAGACGUAGCUUGCUGAGUUCAUCACUCUCAAAACAGGAACACACGGUGAUUAAUAUUGGAGAUCCAGACGGGGUGCCACGUUUAAUCACUUGCGUUAGAUCGUCUCAAGGAUACGAGUGGAAUCCAGAGAUCUUCCUGCCCUCCUACGUAGAAUCCAACUUCGAGUCACUUGAAAGAAAGCGAGACCCAGUUCACGAAAUCAGACUCAGCGAAGAGGAGAUAAAGGACAUGUUCCCGCAGUAA
This is a messenger RNA of Cadophora gregata, 414 nucleotides long. RefSeq lists its product as uncharacterized. The transcript has 4 exons. Bases 1 to 414 code for a protein of 137 amino acids. Lineage: Eukaryota; Fungi; Ascomycota; Leotiomycetes; Helotiales; Ploettnerulaceae. The record is from RefSeq and is a predicted model, not a curated record.